Molecule: messenger RNA, 536 nt
Organism: Durusdinium trenchii
Lineage: Eukaryota; Dinophyceae; Suessiales; Symbiodiniaceae
Source: the annotation of a GenBank genome assembly
UUUGGCUCGGAAGUUAGAUGUGAUCACCGGGAGUCGCGACCAGCGCAGGAGGUGUGAUCAAUGAGCUUCUGGGGGUGCCUGCUAAAACCAGGAGGCAAGUUCCAAGUGAAGGAGAACUCGGGAGGCGAUGUGCUUCACCUCUCCCAGGCCUGCUUAAGCCAGCCGCAGGCGGGGAAGAACUUCCUCCAAGUGAUUGAAGGUGACAAGACCUAUAGCAUCGCGUGCUUGCAGAAGGACAAGAGCGAAUUUGCCUCCUUCGAUCUCUUCUUUCGGACGGGCACGUGCACCUUCCACAACAAGGGCGCCAGCGAGAUGCAUUUGACCGGCUAUUUUGAGCCUGAUGGGAUGCCGGAUGACCUGGAAGACGAAGAAUCGGAAGAGGAGGAGGAAGAGGAAGAGGAAAUGGCUCCACCUCCCAAGAAGUCCAAAAAGAAGUGAGCGGUCAAAAGCCGCCUUCGGCAGAUGGACCAAGUGUGAUCGACAGCACCUGCACGGUUGCACCAAACGUCCUGCAGCCACACCUAGCCACCCCAAAG